CUUGGGAAGCAUACAUAUGCGUGUGUGCAGCAUGUAAACAACAUUGCUUGUUUAUAGUAUAUUUGUGAAAUUUCCCAUCCAGCUGGGUUCUCUUGUGCUGUGCAUGGUCCUGUUUCACGUGGAGGGAGGUGUUAACUGCUUGAUUCCACUCUUACAAAUUCCUCAUUUGCAUCAGGUGAAUUAAGCACCUUGUGACUGCUGUGGUAACCUUGUGGUAUCUUGAUAUUCUUGUUAUUCCGCAGGUGGUGAUAUUCAUUUAUUGUGGUAGCAACCAGCAGCUCCAGUCAGGAUCAGGGCCCCAGAGGUCCAGGCCUUGCACAGCCACACGCACAAAAGACAGUCCCUACUCUAAAGAACUUACAGUAUUACACCCCAGUCCUCCGAAGCUUUAUGCCUGUGCUUAACUCUAUGCACUGUCAAUAGUCAAUGGAAUUACUUGCAGUGCUUAAAAUUAAGCAUAUGCCUAGGUCUUAGUAGGGUCCGGGCCAUAGCAGUAGAAGAGUCAGAAAUUAAAUCUAUGUUGAAAGCAAUAUGCAGUCAGGCUAAAAUCAUGUUUUGGAGAAACAGAGAGUGAGUUCCUGCCUCUGGUUACUAAUGAUACUUAAAGUGAUUGAAACUGAAAAAAAAUCUAAUUUACUUCUAUCUCUGGUUUUGGUUAUUUUUACAUUUUGUAUUUGGACAAUGAAAAUAGACCAGUGGCUUUAAUGUUUUGGUUCUUCUGUAUUAACCCAUGAAACAAUGCAGGGAAUGUUUUUUAAUUUUAAAAAAUUGUUUGAAUUUAAAGGGGCAUGACCUAGAUAGGGGCCAAAUUUUUAAAAUGUGUAAGGAGUGGGGGAAGCCCUCCAGCUUUUCUAAAAACCUAACACCAACACGAUUUGUACAAAUUAAAGGGGAAAAAAUCCAGUGAAAACAGUUGCUUCUAAACAAAGAUACUUCUCUGCAGAGAUUCCAACUCUGCCCCACAGAGAACCUGAAAGUGAAAUUGACUGAACAACAGUAGAGGUGACUUUAUUGAUUCCCACUGUCUACACUGGGAGAAAUGCAAAAAGGAGAAAAGAAGAAUCCAUCUCUUGGGCUUGAGACAUAUUCUGGAUCAUCUUUGAAUAGAAGAGCACAAUGCCUUUUUUGCACGGCUUCCGCAGGAUCAUUUUUGAGUAUCAGCCACUGGUAGAUGAGAUCUUGGGAUGUUUGGGGAUACAGGAUCCUGAAAAGCAGGAAACUCUAGAGAGCCCCAGCUACCUAGCUGAAGACAGUGGCAAAUUCUUGGUCCUCAACAAGCUGUUGGAGAGAGAGACCCAGUCCCCAUUCUACCAAGAAGGCGUGAGCUACUCUUUGCUGAAGGUAGCGGAACUCGGGCUGGUGCCUGCAGCUGAAAUCCUCCUGCAGAAUGGGGCCAAUCUUGUCUUUGAAGAUCCCGUCACCUAUUACACUGCUCUGCACAUCGCUGUUCUCCGAAACCAGCCAGACAUGGUGGAGCUGCUAGUGCGCCACGGGGCGGACAUUAACCGGAGAGAUCGGAUUCACGAGAGCAGCCCCCUGGACCUCGCCAGUGAGGAGCCCGAACGGCUGCCAUGUUUGCAGCGUCUCCUGGAACUCGGUGCUGACGUCAACGGAGCUGACAAAAAUGGAAAGACAGCUCUGCUGCAUGCCCUGGCCAGCAGCGAUGGAGUUCAGAUCCACAACACCGAAAACAUCCGGCUCCUGUUAGAAGGAGGAGCAGACGUGAAGGCCACCACGAAAGACGGUGACACUGUCUUCACCUGCAUCAUCUUCCUGCUUGGUGAGACGGUUGGCGGGGAUAAAGAGGAGGCGCGAAUGAUCAACCGCUUCUGCUUCCGGGUCACCCAGCUGCUGAUGGCCCAUGGUGCUGACCCCAGCGAGUGCCCAGCCCAUGAGUCCCUCACGCACAUCUGCCUCAAGAGUUUCAAGCUUCACUUCCCACUCCUGCGCUUCCUGCUGGAGUCGGGGGCCUCCUACAACUGCUCCUUCCACGGCCCCUCGUGCUGGUCAGGCUUUCACAUAGUCUUUGAGAGGCUGUGCUCCCACCUCAGCAGCUCGGAAGACGACAGUUUCUCUGCUGACCUCCUGCAGAAAGCAGAAACUGUCCUAGAGCUCAUGGUGGCCAGCUCACAGAUCCCCAAACUGCCCAGCAACUUUGACAUCAACUCCACCAGCUGCAGGUUCCAGGGGGAGAAGAUCAAGGCCCUUUUCCACUCCCUGAAGCAGCUGCAGCACUCACCGCAGGCCCUGAAACAUCUCUGCAGGGUAUACAUCCGGCAGCGCCUUGGACCGUGGCCAGUGGAUGUGAAGAUCAAGGCACUUCCCCUUCCUGACAGGCUAAAGUGGUAUCUCCUCAUAGAUCACGGCAACACUUGCGAGGAGGACAUCUGAGCCAGGCAGGGCACAGACCUGGAAUCCUCACUCCAAUCCCUCCCCAAACACUCUGGUGACUUGGUUUCCCCACCCAGAAGAGCAGGAGGUUCCUUAUGGUCCAGCCAGUGUUUUGUUUGAUCAUGCUGUCCACAAAUACUGCUGCAGGGCGUGUGCAUUUAGGCACCACAUGGGCCUGGCUUCUCUGGGAAGGGACACCCUCAACAGCACAUUACCUGUAUCCCACUGAAGUGUGAUUCGGGGUGGGAGGGUAAAGGGAUAAGUGGAUUGGGCUGGUGAUCUGGACUUUGUGCCUUUACGAGCAGUGAGUGUUGGUAGGAAGGCUGCUUCGCACGGAUGUACAGGAAACGCCUGCCUGGAGUUGGGAUCAUGAGCCCGGUCUGAGGAGCAGAAACCAGAGUAGACUCAGGUGAUGCUCCCCCUAGGUUGUCCAACUGCAUGUGCCAUGUUGUUUGAAUUAGGCUGAGGAACAACCAACCAUUCCCCCUCUCCCUCAUGCACCCACCAGUCUCCGGCCGCGCACUAAACGCAAGAAUGGCUGAAGCAGUGUCUUAGACAAAUGGCUGCUUCUAACUCUGCCACCUCUGGGGAGUGCGGCCUGUGGCGGGAAGACGCCUCGGGCUGCUAAGAGAAAAUGUUCAACGAGCGCCUCCGCCUCCUGUCUCCUUGGGAAGCUAGCAGGUUUCCCCUCAGGCCAGGCCCAAGCGCAGGCAGUGCUGGCCGAGGGAGUGAUGGCCUUUUGCCAGCCCCCUCUGCGCAGAGCCUUGAGCAGCCUUGGCUCUCCCAGCACUUGGAAAGCAGGAGAUGUGGCCCUUUGCAGCAUGGGCCACGUGCCAAAGGAGCAACUAAAUUCACCCAGGAUUUCCCAGAGCCCUGGUCAACACUGGCAGUCACACAACAGCUUGUCCACUUGUACCACCUGCUAGGACUAAACAAAGAACAGAGAGAGGUUAGCAUUCUUGCUCUCUCUCUUUUUCCCCCAGGCAUCUGCCAAGCACUUGGGGCGAAGGCUGGUGUCCCUGUGAGCCAGGUGGGCUGUGGGCUCAGAGAAACAUUUACAAAUGAGAGGGAAGUGGCAGGGCUGGGCGCAGCACCUGAAGCUCUAGCUCAGGGCUUUGCAAUCUACUGAUAUUGCAAGUGGAGGGCGGCACCUUUUGCGGCAAGAGGAAAUGAUUGGCUUGUGAAAUGAAGUGCUCAGGGGCUACUGGAAGAGAUAGUAUGAACAGUGCUAACAUGGGGCCUGGUUGUGGAUUCCCAGGCCAGGCUGUCCUUUCAGCUUAGUCUAGUAGCAAGGUAUUCCCAGCUCCUGGGGUUGGGGUUUCUCCACGCUGCUGCCUGCACCACUCAGUGCCUUGGGGGUGGUGGACAAGUCUACUCGAGCAGAGGAGCCACUAACCUUCUUUCCAGCCUAGGCUCCUUUGACCCUCCCCCUGAGGCCAUGUCUUGGGCUGGAGGUGCCUCCUCCUGGAGGCCGUGCACUUUGCAGCAUACUUCUUGCAGCACUCAAGGCCUGGUGGCAAAGGGUGGGGCUCUCGUUUUCUUCGGUUAGUGCCCUGCUAAACUCUAGGUGUGAUCUUAGCCUGGGGCUGCAGAGACAAAAGGCCAAAUCACAGCACCACCCACGGAGGGCAGGUUUCCCUACAGCAUGUUAAUUACCCUAAGUGCCAAAGCCAAACAGCUGCUAAGCCAGUCUCACCCCUGGGAGAAAAAGCAAGGCUCCAGUGAGGAAAUCCCCUGUGAUUCGCCUCCAGUUACCAGCUAGGCAUGAAAAGCCUUCAAGUAUCUGGGGCUAACAUUGCAGCUGGGUAGGACAUGACGCUCUUCCUCCUGGGCCAUCACCUCUACCCAUUUGUUAACACUCAGCAGGGUAGGAACAUGAAAUUCACUCUCCUGCCAAAAUCCAUCCACUCAUGUCUCCCCCCUACACCCCCACCCCAAACACUUCACAGGAGCAGCUGACAAUCAUAUUGACAAAUGGGUGUAAAAUGAAACACUGUGCCAGUGUCUUGCUGAGCUCAAGCCAUUAAACAUGACCUAUUGUCAUAGAAAAUGGAUGCUUGUUUCCUUUGGGGUGGGGACUCCCCAGGGGCUCAGCAGCUGGGCCCUACCUGUCCCUUAGGGGGAUGAAGACUUAACAGCAGCACUCUUCAGUGGGGGGAGCUAGUUGCCCAGCUGUCAGUAAGUGGGUAACACUGAAGGGCCAGGCCCCAUGGAAUCAUUCCUUAUUUUCAAUGAGAGAUGGAGGCAGCGAUUGCCCACACACAUCUUUGACCGUGGGACUAGGUGUAGGACUCGCUUUUGAGCUUGAUGAAACGAGUAUAAAUCUGGCAUAACCCAAAAUGAUGCCAGCUCCCAGGAUUUACAUUGCUAGCGGCAGUAGAGAGAAGCCAGAUUUACACGAGACUGCACCCAGAAUCUGAAAAAGA
Molecule: messenger RNA, 4817 nt
Organism: Chelonoidis abingdonii (Abingdon island giant tortoise)
Lineage: Eukaryota; Metazoa; Chordata; Testudines; Testudinidae
Gene: ASB6
Product: ankyrin repeat and SOCS box containing 6
Biological process (GO): intracellular signal transduction
Molecular function (GO): protein binding
Source: RefSeq, a predicted model, not a curated record